Molecule: messenger RNA, 2131 nt
Organism: Hemibagrus wyckioides
Lineage: Eukaryota; Metazoa; Chordata; Actinopteri; Siluriformes; Bagridae
Exons: 11
Coding region: 140-1477 (445 amino acids)
Molecular function (GO): 2 iron, 2 sulfur cluster binding
Source: RefSeq, a predicted model, not a curated record
GAGAACAGGAAGUUAAUCAUGUCUGAACGAUGGUGUGUGUGUGUAAAUGAAUGAAUUUUGUAGUGUUAUGGUCUGUUUUCUUUUCUAUCACAAAAAUCAUAAUUAGUAAAAAAGGAAAAGGAAAAGUCAGGUAUCCUCAAUGGAGCAUUUUGAGCAAGAUUUAGUUGAGGCUCUCAGAGAUGUUGUGAAAGCCGGGAGCUGGCAGUGUGUCGGAGAAGCAGCUAAGUUCAAGUCCCCGUGCACCAAGCUGUACUCUGAGGAUGGAGAGCAUAUCGUUCUUGUGCGAACAGAUGAUGGACGGUUUUGGGCGAUGGAUUCAUCUUGUCCACAUGAAGGGGGUCCACUUGACCAAGGCGACAUCGAGGACCUUGGCGACGGCAAACUGGCACUGAUAUGCCCGUGGCACUAUUUUGAUUUUAGCCUAGAGACAGGUUCUUCCUCCACAGGACUGCAGAAUCAAGUCUACGAUGUCAGAGUAGUGGAUGGAAAACUGUAUAUAAAUACUCAAAGUAGCUUGUCUCUCUAUCCAGCGGCUGUGACAAAAAAGGCAAACCGAGGUGCCUUGUUACCCAUGGAAACAAAGUUAGAAUCAACAGAAAAUACACUCUGCUUCUGGGCCACGAAAAUCCUGUGUACUCCAGACCCACUAGAAAAGGUGGCUUUGACUAAGCAAGUGCAGAGCUGGUGGGACGCUGGGGAAAUAACAGAGAUUGGUGAGUGUGCACCACCGGCUCAGCCUAGCAGAAUAGAUAGUCUGACUGUGGUGGCGCCGGGCAAAAUCAAACGUGGCAAAGGAGGCACACAGGCAAGCAGAAUUGCUUUGCUUCAUUCUCUGGCUAAUAUAGAGCAAUGGGCUAUUGACCUCUCGUGGGACAUCAUCGCUCGAUUCUCUACAGUCAAACUUAGUACCGGAGACUCGCUGCCACGAGAGUUCUUCAACGACUUUGUCAAAGUAGCCGGCGAUGAAGCCAAGCAUUAUGACUUAUUAGAGCAAAGGAUCAAGGAGCUCGGCAGUUCUUUUGGUGCCCUUCCAGUACAUAAUGGUUUGUGGCAAUCGGCAGCAGAAACGUCACAAGAUCUUCUGGCUAGGCUGGCUAUAGUACAUAUGGUCCAUGAGGCUAGGGGCUUAGAUGUGCACCCUCAGACACUGUCCCGCUUUGCAGCACAGGGAGACACGAGCUCAGUAAAGAUCCUGGAGGUGAUUUAUACCGAUGAGAUAACACAUGUGGCUGCAGGACUCCGUUGGUUCACUUACAUUUGCUCAAAGGAGGAGCGGGAUUGCCUUGCAACAUUCCACGACUUGGUUAAAUUGCAUUUCAAAGGGUAUCUGAAGCCUCCGUUCAACACGGAGGGAAGGAAGACAGCAGGAAUGACAGAGGAGGUAUUUUAUAAUACUGCAAUAAUUUGUCACACAAGUUUAAUAUCUGACCCAUUGUCUAAUCUCAUUUCUAAUGAUCAUACUUGUUCCUUCUAUUAGUGGUAUGUUCCACUUGUUAAACCCUCCAGCUGACUGAAGAUCUCCUGAGAACAUUCCAGCUAGGAACUACUACUCUUGCACAUGUAUACACCCAGUCUGCCAGUACUGAUGUCUCCAUUACACUAAACACAUGGUUUAACUGUUUUUAGUAUAUAUUUGUUGUUGUGAAAUGGUUAUUUGAAAGAAAAAAAUACUUCUAUGUACAAUUAUCUUAUUAUUUUGUUAUCUGAAUAUUUUAUGCAGUGCUAUUUCUGGGAAGGAAAUAAGCAAAUCAAAAGCAAAUAAUAUAUAUAUAUAUAUUACACAUUGGGGUAUAAAAGUCUGAGACCACUAGUAAAAUGCUUCUAAUCCACUUUAAUUAAAUUUCUUACAAAUUCAGAUUUAUUUUUGUAUUUUUUAUGGAAUAAAAAUGACAGAUUUACAUAAUUUAAUUCACACAGUGACAGUGCAGAAUCUUAAAAUCCUGAAUAUUCAAGAUAAGCAUUUAAAUAUUUUUGUUUUUUUGUUAUUUUUCAUUAUUCUAAAGCAUGUUUAUUUCAAGUUUUCUUUUUAAAAAAAAAAAAAAAAAAAAAAUCCCAGAUUUUCUAUGUGGUCUCAGAUGUUUGGACCCUACUUUGUCUUUAUUUGUGUGUGUGUGUGUUUGUUACAUGCAAG